AAACGUUUAGACUACUUUCUUUCUGAACUUGGAAUGGAGGCAUGUGCGUUUACAAAUGUUUUCCAAGAAACUGCUCAUUAUUCUGUCAUAGCCCAUGACAACGACAAAAAAAGUGUAUUUUGAAAUUAACCGAAUCUAAGAUAUUUAAAACUAUCGCGGUUUCUACCACCUUACACUCAGUCUUGAAACUUGCGCAGACUUCUGACAGUUUAUAUUCAAAUUCAAGUUUUAUUUUGUAGAACUGACAGUAGGCUAGGCUAUUUACCUCUCAUCAUGUGCGAUACUUAAUGGGAUAGUAAGAAUCAUAAAGAAGAACUUAUUAAGUUCCAUUGUACAGGAUGCACUUCGGAAAUAUCCACUUGUAGGAAAUAUAAAGUUAGUCAGUCCGACGUUUUGCUUGCUUCCAUAGGAGGCAGUUUCAAGUUUGUCCACAUAGCGGUACUAUACAAUAAAAAUGCCAUGCGCUCUGCUCGCCACCUCAAGUGAACAGGGUUGCAAGACUUUCUGUUAAGUUCUGUUCAAGUGUCGGGUUGCCUUUUUCAGUGCGCAGGAGUUCGGUGGACUGGACACAUACUUUAAAGAAAUGGCAUAGGCCAUCAUCGCAAUGGAAAAAUCCUGUUUCAUAGUCUGGGUUUCUCUCUCACUUAGCUAACUUUCGUCUGGGUCGUGCGAUUGACCCUCAAGAAUGCGUGAGCCAUAAAUUAAAUAAAGCUCCCAUUCUGAAGUGGAUCAAUUCCUUUGACAACGCGCGAAGUGCAUAUCCAUCCCACUGCGGACAAAACUGCAACUGGACAAAGGCAACUGAAGUCACAUUCAUGUGUGCGAAACUAUCCAACCUGUGAGACAUUAAUGCAGGGACAAAGAUAAAGCUAUUGCAAUGUCUUCCAAAAAUUCCUCUCCCAUGUCCCCGAGUUCUGAGGGAGAAUUUGAGAGGGGUCGGGAAUCAGAGAGCUGGGACAACGAUGACAGAGACAGGAUUGAUCACCCUGACAUACCCACCACACCACAGUCACACGCGGAGGAGCCACAGCCCGUCAGCGGUCACCAACAAGACACUGAACCGGAUGGGAUUGGGUCUGCCCCGCAGGACUCAGACAGCAAUAAGGUGAGCUCCUUGUAUUCGCACCUGAGCAACUCAAAUGUUUCAUCCCCACACAAGCCAGAGGAGCGCACCGACCCCCUGAAUGCAUCAGCCUUCGGGACGCCAGAGAGACGCAAGGGCAGCCUAGCUGAUGUGGUGGACACACUCAAGCAGAAGAAGCUGGAGGAGAUGACAAAGACUGAACAAGAUGAAUCGUCUUGCAUGGACAGGCUUCUGUCAAAGGACUGGAGGGAGAGAAUGGAAGGGCUGAAUGCUAGUGAGCUUCUGGGAGAGAUCAAAGGUACUACAGAGAGUCUCGAGGAGAAGGAGCACCAGCUCUCCACCAUGAUCACUCAGCUGAUCAGUCUGCGGGAGCAGCUUCUGGCCGCCCAUGAUGAGCAGAAGAAGAUGGCCGCCUCACAAAUGGAAAAGCAGCGACAGCAGAUGGACCUGGCUCGCCAGCAGCAGGAUCAGAUUUCGAGGCAACAGCAACAGCUCCUGCAGCAGCAGCACAAGAUCAAUGUCCUCCAACAGCAGAUUCAGGUCCAGGGUCACAUGCCUCCUCUCAUGAUCCCCAUCUUCCCUCACGACCAGCGCUCCCUGGCUGCAGCCGCCGCAGCUCAGCAGAGCUUCCUCUUCCCCCAAGGGCUGUCCUACAAGCCAGGUGAUAACUACCCCAUGCAGUUCAUUCCAUCCACCAUGGCAGCUGCUGCUGCGUCAGGCCUGAGCCCAUUACAGCUGCAGCAGUUGUACGCCGCCCAGUUGGCCAGCAUGCAGAUCUCUCCUGGCGCCAAGAUGUCCGCCCUCCAUCAGCCUUCAGCAGCUAACACCUCAGGGUCUAUCUCACCCUCCGGCCUCAAGAGUGAGAAGAGGUCCUCCAGUCCACAAACACACAUGAAGGAUGAGGGCACUCAGCCCCUAAACCUCUCAGCUCGACCCAAGAGCAUGGAGUCCCUGCGUUCCUCCACGUCCCCCUCACACAGCCUGUUCCCUGGCAAUAAAACAAGUCCUAACAGCCUGGGUAAAGGUGCCAGCCCCAUCCCCAACAUGAGCCGUGGAUCCUCACUUGACAUCCUGUCCAGUCUGAACUCGACAGCGCUGUUUGGGGACCAGGAUGCAGUGAUGAAAGCCAUCCAGGAGGCGAGGAAGAUGAGGGAGAGGAUGCAGAGGGAGCAGCUGCAGCAGCAACAUGGUCUGGAUGCAAAGUUCUCCAGCCUCAGCAGCAUGAACCUCCAUAAUGGCAGCCAGGCGCGCGCCCACUUUGAGAGUCUGGGGCAGCAUCUUGGAAAGCUUGGUGAUGAUAUGAAGAUGGGUCACAGGGUCAUCGACCUGACCAGACCUGAGGAUAUGGAGGCAGGGGGCGGUGGCACUGUCGAGGCGCGGGUGUUCCGGGAGGCUCGUGGGAGGCACACUAACGAGCCCCACAUCAAGCGGCCCAUGAACGCCUUCAUGGUCUGGGCCAAGGAUGAGCGGCGGAAAAUCCUACAGGCCUUCCCUGACAUGCACAAUUCCAACAUCAGCAAGAUCCUGGGUUCCCGCUGGAAAGGGAUGACCAAUCAAGAGAAGCAGCCAUUCUACGAGGAGCAGGCUCGACUCAGUAAGAUCCACCUGGAAAAAUACCCCAAUUAUAAGUACAAGCCGAGGCCCAAGCGAACCUGUAUCAUCGACGGGAAGAAGCUGCGCAUCAGCGAGUACAAGCAGAUGAUGCGCUCAAGACGGCAGGAGAUGAGGCAGUUCUUCAACAUGGGGCCACAAACCCAUGAGUUACCUGUGAACUCAAGUACAGGUACGAUAUAUCCAGGUAAUAUCACCAUACCAAACACCCCGCCCCCACCUCACAUACCGUCAGACUGCUCCAGUGUCUCUGGCAGCCCAGAGCCUGCCAUUCCUGUCAUCCAGAGUACCUUCGCCGUCAAGAUGGAGCCCAGCACCUUGGCACCCAGUGAAACCACCAACGGUGAGGACGACAUAGACAUGUAUGAGGAUUUUGAGAACGAGCCCAAAUCAGACUACAGCAGUGACACCGAGACACGCCAGCGGGCGAGCGCUAAAAGAGCGUCCUCACACCUCCCUCUGUAAAAGUCUCGCAUCAACGAUGAGCUUGUUUGGAAAGAGUCCCACAAACAGGUCUGACUGUUCUGGACGGAGCAUGGGAGCGGAGCGGAGCGGAGUGGAGUGGAGUGGAAGCGCGCUGGACUCUCCACGAUUUUCCAAUCGACCGGAGCAGGCAAUGAAGCGGCCGCUCCAUGUCCCUCAAGUCAGUGGCACGCACCACGCCCAAACCCCUUUGUGCAUACGUCACCGUCUAGGCAUCAAGUCGUCGCCUAGCCACGGUGUUCAGCUGUAUUUCAUACAACUGUGGGCUAAUACACACCAAUGCCAAAUAGAGAUUUAAAGAUGACCAAAACAUUGAUCUGGAAAGGGAGCAUGCCUCCACAAGCAGAGGGAGUAUGCUUCCAUAUAAGCAUAGAUGUCAGAUGUCAUGGAAACUCAGUGUUUUGCAUGUAUGGGCUAAAAUAAAGUGCCACGGUGGGUAUCAGCAAUAAUAAUUAAAACAAUAAUAAUAUCUAACAUUGAAAACAUUAGAAGUCACUAUAACACAUUAUUCGACCCAAACUGAUAACACUUCCAUUUCCCCAACUGAAAAUCACAGUGUGGGCUGACUACAUUUUACUCGUUGUCAAAUUAUUUAUGAACACAAACCGUACACGGAUCCAUUUUGGUCCUGGUGUUUAUUGUUUGGCGCCAUGUUUUGUUCUGAGGGAAAAGGAUGUUAAGCACUGGAGCUGGAGGACAAACUCCCACUGCAUGUGUGUGUGUGUGUGUGUGUGUGUGCGUGCGUGUGUGUGUGUGUGUGUGUGUGUGUGUGUGUGUGUGUGUGUGUGUGUGGUGAGCCUUCCACCCACUCUGCUCUGCUCCGCUCACAUGCUCUGGCUCGGACUGUCACCAAACCAACCGAUCAAGCUCGUAGUCUUUCUGCCUGUCCUUUUUUUGAUUGAUUGAGCCAGAAUCAGGGACAGGAGACGGUGACACUUUUCAGCUAAAUAUGUUUUUUUUUUUAAAAGAUUGCAUGCGUCUAAGGCUAUUAGUCUUACUCUGUUUGUUGGUCUUAAGACAUUUCUUAAUGUGUGAAGUUAGGUUGUUUUUAUUUUUAUUUAAUCGUUUUCAUGUAUAUAUUUUCUUUUUCUUGCCUCAUGGACACUUUUUAUAGUCAAGUCGUAGCCUGUUUAAACAUUGUACUGUCAGGACUUGAAACUUAAAAUGAUAGUAUUUAAAAUAAAUGUAUUGCUUUUUCAGUCUAAAAUUUGACUCAUACUCCCCAUUGAUACUCAUAUUAAUGUUUGCAAUGGGAGUUCCUUUGCUCACUCAGGAAUGUUGUGCCAGCUUGUGAAUGUGUUUUGAAUGAACUAUUUAAAGACCCGGGGGAGGGGGGGGAAAUUAGGUACUAUAUUGUUGACAUUCAAUCCCAUUGUUUUCAGUAUGUUUGAGAUCUACUGGUGCCAAACAGUAAAGUAGUAGUAGUCGUAGUAGUAGUAAAUCAUUCAUUAUUUAUAAUGGCAUUGAACAGCACAAUCGCAUUAUGAAAUUCCAACCUAAUUACUCAGGAUGUUGCCAGUCUGUGAUCCCCCAGUUGGUAGAGGCCAAUGCCUUACAAUCCAUGGGGUCUUCAUGGUGAACAUAAGAAGACACUCAAGCCUCUGGAGCUUUGGGUUAGAGGCGCCCACACAGGGGAACAGAUCUGAAGACAGAUAGGCAGAGGUCUUACAAUAUCUUGAGCUGACACCAUAAUGUUUUAAAAAUGAGUCUUAAAUCUGAAUGCCACCAUUUAAGAGGAAUUCAUGUAUGUAAUGUAUCAAUACAACAUAUAGAUGUGUGCAUUACCAGAACUCCCUUGAUAUUGCAGGUAAAAUCACAGUUGAUUUCACCAUCACACUUAAACUAUACGGUUUACAAAAGUGGGACAUAUACAAGUGUUACCUCUACUUUCAAAGUGAUUGCAUUUUUUCCAAAGGUAUCAUCAGUGAUUAGGCAGAAUUGAAUAUGAUUUCAUCCAUACUUAUUCAUUAAGUAAUAGUGAUUACAAAGACUGGGUUUUAAUCAGGCUAGUCUGCUGCCAAAUGUCAUAGUGUUGUUAUGGCAUCAGGUAGCGAUAUGGAAGAAUUCAUUUCUGGCCAUAGUUUUCAUAGUCUUAAUUUUUUCUACUUUUUUUGGAGGUGGGGGCGGGGGGGGUAUUUUAAAUUAAAGUUUGCAGUUUCUUUUUUAUUUCAAGUUGAAUAAUGGUAAGUUAUUUGAAAUUCUUUACAUUUUUCAUAGGGCAAUGUUUGUAGGCUGGUUUUGUUUGGAAUUUGUACAUUUUUCUGUGCCAAAUAAUGUUAAGCUGAUUCAAGCUCAAAGGCAAGUCACAAGAUGAUGUAUUGUCAUUGGUGUAUUGGAAAACAGAUAAAACCGAGAAAUAUACUGAACCUUUGUAGCGAUUCUGUUGAAUAUUUUAAGUGUUAUAAGCACUGGAUAUAAAGUGUAUUUUUAACUAAUUCUGAUGUGAAGAUUAUACAAAACAACACAUAGGUUGUGACUAAGAUGCACACAAGUUUGAAUUUCUUUCAAUUUCUGGCAAUUUAUCUCAUUUUAUGUCAUUGACACUUUUCAUUUCAAAAGAGAAUGAAUGAAUAUUGACGCUCCUGCACAGUGCUGCCUGUGGUUGUGACUAGUCAGCCUCCCUCAACUGUAACACACACACACACACGCACACAUAUACACAUAUCCCAGACAUACACACAGAACACAGAUUUGUGUUAAAUAUUGUAUUUUAAGCUAUUUAGUGUAUAAUAUAAUUUUGUUGUAUUUAUUAGCCUCUACUGGCUCUAAAACAAUGAGAUCAAGUGACAAUCAGGAAAAUAAAGACUUUGCAAUUUGAACUUA
Messenger RNA from Clupea harengus (Atlantic herring), 6001 nucleotides. RefSeq names its product transcription factor SOX-6-like. Gene Ontology annotation, molecular function: RNA polymerase II cis-regulatory region sequence-specific DNA binding; DNA-binding transcription factor activity, RNA polymerase II-specific. Gene Ontology annotation, cellular component: nucleus. Gene Ontology annotation, biological process: regulation of transcription by RNA polymerase II; central nervous system development; positive regulation of chondrocyte differentiation. NCBI's taxonomy places the organism in Eukaryota, Metazoa, Chordata, Actinopteri, Clupeiformes, Clupeidae. The record is from RefSeq and is a predicted model, not a curated record.